Eruca vesicaria subsp. sativa (arugula) is the source of this 3576-nucleotide messenger RNA. Lineage: Eukaryota; Viridiplantae; Streptophyta; Magnoliopsida; Brassicales; Brassicaceae. The record is from the annotation of a GenBank genome assembly.
AUGAAGCGAUUAAGAUCCAGCAGCGAUCUCGAUUCCUACACUGACAACAACGUAGACUCCGAUCCUCCGUUCAACUCCUCCGACCGCCCCGUCUCCCACCGUUGGGGUCGUAGAGGACCCUUAUCCCCUUCUCGAUACGACCGUGACCACCGCGGGGAAGAUCCCGCCGCCGUUAAUAACUUCUCGAGGUCGUUGUCACGGAGACGAUCUAAUCUGGAUUUCGAUGGUGGUGGUAAUCGGAGGAAAGAUCCGGAUGUACGAUUCAGCAGAGAUGGUGAUAGGAUCCUACAUCGAUCUGAGAGCGCGUCGAGGAGGGCUUUUCCGAAGGGGUUUAGGUCCGAGAGAGAGAGGCCUAAUAGGGAAGGUAGUGUUUCUUCUUCUUGGAGGAGGUUUGGUGGUCCUGGGAAUGAUUUUGGGAGAGAAAGGAGAGGAGGUGUUUGGGAUGGUGAGAGGGAGAGGGAGAGGGAGAGGAGUGUUGUUAAGUCUCCUUCUUGGUCGAGAGAUUCGAGUAAUGAGCAGUUGAGAGUUAAGGUUGAUUCGAGGAAUUCACGGUCUAGAUCUAAGUCUUUAGCUUCUCCGACUUGGUCUAAGGACUCUGGGAGUGAGCAGUCUAAGAGUGUUGGGAAGAGGAGUGAGGAGGUGCAUGUGGGUAAUAAGAGUAGUAGCGAGAUGGAGGAGGGAGAGUUGGAGCCUGAGCCAGAGUCUCAACCAGAGACUGUAUCUGAGGAUACUCCUGGUGAUCAGAACAAUGCUAGCAGCUUCCAGGAGAUUAAGAAAAACGAUGACUUUGAUGAUGGUAAGGAAAUGAAAAUGGCUGAGAGUGUGAUGGAUAAGGAAAGUGAUGAGAAAGGGGAUAAUGUAGCUGAACAUGCGUCAGAGAGCAUGCAUACUUCUCAAAACAACGCAGAUUUGGCUAGUGAACAUGAGGUUAGGGAUGAUAGAAACACUGCUGUUGUCAAUGAGGUUAGAGAUGUGGUCGAUGAUAAAGGUGACAAAGAAGAGGAAUAUCAGGAGAACCAUGAAGUGAAGUUGGAAGAAAGUCUUUAUCCUGAACAGUCUCAGGCAGAGGAGCUUAAUCGAGUGAAUGGCAGUGAUGGUGACGCCAACCAAGCAGAAGUUGAAGCCCCGAAAUGCGUUGAGGAAAAUGCUCUAGGGAAUAGACCGCUUGUAUCAGAUAGCGAGGAUAAAGGCAAAAAUUUGGAUGCCCCACUUACUCAUUUACAUGGAAAUGCUGUGUUUUCGGAAAGUAAGCCUGAGGAUCUUACUGACAGGGACAGAGACGAAGAUGACAACUUCGGUGGACCAAGUAGCAGAGGGUUUGAACUGUUUUCUAGGUCUCCGGUCAGAAAGACAAAAAAAAAUGAGCAAUCAGGUAUCAAUAAGCCAAAGGAUGAGAAGUUGUUGGAGCCACUAGAUCUUUCACUUAGCUUACCAGAUGUGUUGUUACCGAUUGGUGGUCAGGAUACUAAUCAGCCUAUGGGUUCACCAGUCCGUUCUGGAAGUGUUCGCUCUAUGACAGACACGUUUCGUACUGAUUCCGAGGGCUUCACCAUGUCUAUGUCCUUUUCAGGUUCACGUUCGUUUAAUCACAACCAAAGCUGUUCGUUGAAUCACAAUAUUGGAGAUAAUGAGCAGUCGGUUCAUAGCCGACCUAUAUUUCAGGGUAUAGAUUGGCAGGCACUGUCUCAUAAUGAUCCAAGGUACAAUGAGAAUACAGUCUAUCAGAAACUGAUGGAAAAUGGAAAUAGUUCAGCUCCUCCUCAGUCAAUGAAAGGAAUUAUAAUUCCGGGUCAAGCUGAUGAAGAGCAUCUUAGAAUAACAGAUGGGAGCUCUAAGGCAGUAGAUAGGCUUGAGAAACAGUUGAGUUUCCAGAGAAGUGUUGAUGUUAGAUCAGCAAGUCCAAGAACAGUCUCUCUUGAAAAUGGCUCUAAGUUCCAUGCUGAGAAGAAAAAAGCCAUGGACUUUUUAGGUGGUAGCAUGUCCGGGAUAAGUGGCAUUAACGCUGGUGGGGAUGAAUCUGUUGAGAUGGUAAUACGAUACAUUCUCUCCGAUUUGAUGCCUGUGAUGACCAAGAGGUUUCAUGAGAUGCCCUCGCGAUACAUAGCUAGCUUGAAGGAAUACAUCCGGCAGAUCAUGCUGAACAAGGAUAAGAAUGUGCGACUUGGUGUUUUUCAAGAUGCUUUGCAGAACAGGACUGAUAUUACACUGGAAUUGCUUACAAAAUCACAUCGUGCUCAGUUGGAGAUCUUGGUCUCUUUGAAAACAGGACGUUCUGAUUUCCUUGAUGUGGAAGAGAGUAUCUCCUCUACACACUUAGCUGAGAUCUACAUGAACAUGAGAUGUAAAAAUCUUUCAUGUAGGGUUUUGGUACCUGUGGAUGAAUGUGAUUGCAAGGUUUGUUCAAGUAAAGAUGGGUUUUGUAGUUCUUGCAUGUGUCUUUUGUGCUCAAACUUUGAUAUGGCAUCCAACACCUGUAGCUGGGUGGGGUGUGAUGUGUGUCUUCACUGGUGUCACACAGAAUGUGGGAUAAGAGAAUCUUACAUCCGGAAUGGGAUCAGUGCUUCUGGUGCUCGAGGAAUGACCGAGAUGCAGUUUCACUGUGUCGCUUGUAACCAUCCUUCGGAGAUGUUUGGCUUUGUCAAAGAAGUGUUUCUGAAUUUUGCCAGGGAAUGGAAAUCUGAGAGGUUUUGCAAGGAACUGGAAUAUGUCAGUAAGAUAUUCUCAUCAAGCAAAGACUUUAGAGGGAAACAGCUUAGACAAGCUGUUGAUGCGAUGCUGGCAAGUUUGACAAGUAAAUUGAUAGACCUUCCUGAAGCAUGCAAUAAGAUAUUGGGUUUCAUUUCAGACUGUGAUUCCUCCACUCCUGUUGAAACUUGUGCGCCGUUGAGAUACGAACAGCCAAAACCGAGGCAAGAGAGGGGAAGCCCUAGUCAGGACACGGCGUGGCUGAGAUCAGUGUGCUCAGAGAAACCGCAACAUCAAGUGAAAAGAUCAGCAAGCGUAGUUGAUGGAUUCCACAUAGAGAGACAAGGUGAAAUAUUUGGAAUGGAGACAGGUUCGAAAAGGGAAUCUCCAGCGGAACCUCGUUUUGAAGAACUAGAGAGCAUAGUGAGAAUGAAGCAAGCAGAGGCAGCUAUGUUCCAAGGGCGAGCGGAUGAUGCAAGGAGAGAAGCAGAGGGGCUGAAACGAAUAGCGAUAGCUAAGAAGGAGAAAAUUGAAGAAGAGUACAAGAGGAGAAUGGGGAAGGUGAGUGUGGAGGAGCUAGAGGAGAGGAAGAGGAGGAAGCUGGAGGAGUUAGUGGCAAUGGAGAGAGGGCAAAGAGAGUUUUACGAGAUGAAGAUGAGAAUGGAGGAAGAGAUGCGAGGGCUUCUCACUAAAAUGGAAGUGACGAAGCAUACUCUGGCCCUGUAAUAUUUAUAGUUGUUUGUAGCAGUAGUAAGGAUGUAUGUACUCUACACUCAAAAGUGGCACAGUUUAAUGUAUAUUCUGUUUUUAAAGGUCACUGUUUCUUAUUGUAGAAAAAGAAUUUACAAACAGGUACGUACUUGUAACCGGAUCUCCUAUGGAACAAGUACU